This is a messenger RNA of Scutellospora calospora, 1929 nucleotides long. Lineage: Eukaryota; Fungi; Glomeromycota; Glomeromycetes; Diversisporales; Gigasporaceae. The record is from the annotation of a GenBank genome assembly.
AUGGAUAAUGAAAAAAAAAACUCGACUCAGAGUAGUCGCUCCUUCGAACCUCCUCUUGUAAUCAAGCCUCCAAAAAAACCAAACCAAGAAUUCCGGCGACGCAGGCUACUCGGCGAGGGUGGGUUUGGAAAAUGUUAUGAAGUAGAGGACAAAGAAGGAAGGAUACUCGCCGUAAAAGUUGUUUCCAAAUCAACGUUACGUAGUUCCAAGAAUAGAGAUAAGCUUCUUAGUGAGAUUCGAAUUCACAAAAUCAUGGAUCAUCCACAUAUAGUCAAAUUUUAUGAAUGCUUUGAAGAUUUAUCAUUUGUGUACAUGAUAAUGGAGCUUUGUGAAAAUAAAACUUUAGCAUAUAUGAACAAAAGAAGACAACGGUUAACUGAAGCGGAAGUUCGUUAUUUCAUGCGUCAACUACUUGAUGCGUGCGAAUAUAUGCAUCGGCAUUUUGUCAUUCAUCGUGAUCUCAAAUUAGCGAAUCUCUUCUUAUCCAAGGAUAUGAAAAUUAAAAUCGGUGAUUUUGGACUAGCGGCACAAUUGGAACGCGAAGGUGACAGAAAAAAAACGAUAUGCGGUACACCGAAUUAUAUCGCACCCGAAGUGUUAUUUGACCAAGUAAAAGGUCAUAGUUUUGAAGCUGAUGUGUGGUCUUUGGGCGUUAUAAUGUAUACAUUAUUGUUUGGCAGGCCACCUUUUCAGACGGAGGGAAAAGUUGAUCAAAUAUAUAAGAAAAUCAGAGAAUUAAAAUAUGACUUUCCAGGAAAUAUUAAUGACGUUUCCAAAGAAGCAAAAGCAUUAAUUAAUUUAAUGUUAACGUUGGAACCUGAAAAGCGACCAACGAUUCAACAAAUUCGAGAUAAUGACUUUUUUCGGUUAAGAGUUACUCCAACAGAGAUACCUGUAUCAGCAUUGACUAUCGCUCCAAGUUUCGAGCUUCCACCACUUACAAAGCCGCGCAUUAACUUGUCGCUCGCUAACAGACGGCCACUGAGAGUUAUCCAAGUCGGUGCAAAUCUAAAUCCUGCUACAUCAACUAAAAAAAAGUUCAUCUGUCCAGUUGAAGUAAAGCCUUCGGCGUCAUCUGAGAGCAAGUUGAUUAACCCUGUGACUUCAAAAACUGAAACUGGUUCCAUGCAAGCACCUCCUAUUUCAAUAUCCACGAUAAAUUCAGCGCGUGUACAAAAUAUUGUAAAUUUGGCUGUACGUGCUGCCCCUAAUUGUAAUAAUGCGGGCUCUACUAGUUCAUGCCUCACCAGAAAAGAUUCAUCACGUAAAACAAGGACUGGUGUCCUUGAAUCAGUGUAUAAUACCUUAUCUACUGCGUUUGAUCAAAUGUUGGAGGGAAAGGAAGUGUUACCACGCGCUCUCGAUGAUAAACCGCCUACUACACCACUUGUGUUUAUUAGUAAUUGGAUGGAUUAUACUAAUAAAUAUGGAUUUGGAUACCAGUUAACGGACGGGUCUGUUGGCGUAAAUUUUAAUGACAAAACCACAUUAAUAAUGUCUCCCAACGGGUGCGAAGUUCUUCCAAAAAUAAGUACUUCUUAUACGUUUGUCGACAAAAAUAGAACUCACAACAUGGAAGUCUUGAUAAAACAUAGACGGACUCCUCAUGCAGUUCUAUUUAGGUUAAGCAACAGUUUAGUGCAGGUAAAUUUCUUUGAUCAUGAUAAGAUCAUACUUUCAGAAGAAGGCAGGGUGAUAACAUAUAUUGACGAUUCACGUGGAAUUAAUACACAUACAAUUUCUGAGAUAUUGAGAGGUGAUCAUCCAACUGAAAAGAAUCGGCUGAAGUACGUGAAAGAUGUUUUAAAAAAACUGGUAGAAACAGCUCAUAAAACCAGUAAACCUGAAAGGUCGCAACUGAUGCAAAGCUGUGACUUUGCAGCAAUCAACACAUCUAAGGCAUUAACAUCGUCAAAAUCAUAUAUUUAA